AUGACAAAGUCUGCUAUGAGAGGCGCAUUAAUCGUUUUGGAAGGCUGUGAUAGAUCAGGGAAAACAACCCAAUGUGCAAAAUUAGUUGAAGCUUUAAAUGGUAUGAAAAUACCAGCUAAAAAGAUAUCUUUUCCAGAUCGAUCUACUCCUAUUGGUUCACUAAUCAAUGAUUAUUUAUCAAGAAAAAUUGAGUUACCAGAUCGAUCAGUACAUUUAUUAUUCAGUGCUAACCGUUGGGAACUAGAACCAGAAAUUCGUAAGCAAAUUGAGUCUGGUGUAACAUUAAUUGUGGAUCGGUACUCGUAUUCUGGUGUAGUUUUUACAAGUGCCAAACAAUGCGUGGAUUUCAAAUGGUGUUGUGGACCAGAAAAUGGUUUACCAAAGCCAGAUAUAGUGAUGUUUUUAAAAUUAUCAACUGGUGAAAUGGCUAAAAGAUCUGGUUUUGGUGAUGAAAGAUAUGAAAAUAUUGAAUUCCAAAAUAGAGUUGAUAUCAAUUAUGAUAAAUUUAAAAAUGAUAAUUUUAUUCAAGUAGAUGCAGCUCAAGAUGUGUCUAUCUUAACAGACACUCUUUUAGAGCAAGUUUUAAAAACGAUAGAAACUGUUAAGAACCAAGAGUUAGACGAUUUAGUUCUACAAUAA
This is a messenger RNA of Macrosiphum euphorbiae (potato aphid), 639 nucleotides long. NCBI's taxonomy places the organism in Eukaryota, Metazoa, Arthropoda, Insecta, Hemiptera, Aphididae. The record is from the annotation of a GenBank genome assembly.